UUCUCAGGGCCAGGACCUACAAGAAGGAUGCCAGAGCACAGAGAACUCAUGUGAGUUCUCCAAGGAUACCCAGCUGAAAGUAUCAGAAGGCAGGAAUUCAACCCAGUUCUCUUCAGGCAGCCCUGAUCCACAGGAAUGGUCAGAUGGAAAUGAUGUCUGCUAUGUUGAUAGCCACAGAGUGAGUCCUGAGUCCUACAUCCUGAGAAACUCCUGAAAGACGAAAGACUGUCUGGGUCUGUGUCGGGGAAUUGAAGGCAUGCUGGCGCCUUUCACCAGAGGAGCAAGAUGGGGCCCUCUAUCCAACCCCCACAACUAUGACCUUCACCCCAGCACCACUGGAGGAAACGACUACACGCCCCGAAUUCUGCAAGUGGCCAUGUGAGUGCCCACAAUCCCCACCUCGCUGCCCACUGGGUGUCAGCCUAAUCACAGAUGGCUGUGAAUGCUGUAAGAUAUGUGCCCAGCAGCUUGGGGACAACUGCACAGAGGCUGCCAUCUGUGACCCACACCGGGGCCUUUACUGCGAUUACAGCGGGGACCGCCCGAGGUACGCAAUAGGAGUGUGUGCACAGGUGGUCGGUGUAGGCUGUGUCCUGGAUGGUGUGCGCUACACCAAUGGCGAGUCCUUCCAGCCCAACUGCAGGUACAACUGCACCUGCAUCGAUGGCACGGUGGGUUGCACACCACUGUGCCUGAGCCCCAGGCCCCCACGCCUCUGGUGCCGCCAGCCCCGGCAUGUGAGAGUCCCUGGCCAGUGCUGUGAGCAGUGGGUGUGUGACGAUGAUGCAAGGAGACCACGCCAGACUGCACUGUUGGACACCAGAGCCUUUGCAGCUUCGGGCACAGUGGAGCAAAGGUACGAGAACUGCAUAGCCUACACUAGCCCCUGGAGCCCCUGCUCGACCACCUGUGGCCUAGGCAUCUCAACUCGGAUCUCUAACGUCAAUGCCCGGUGCUGGCCAGAGCAGGAAAGUCGCCUCUGCAACCUUCGGCCAUGUGAUGUGGACAUCCAACAACACAUCAAGGUAGGGAAGAAAUGCCUGGCUGUGUACCAGCCAGAGGAGGCCACGAACUUCACUCUCGCAGGCUGUGUCAGCACACGCACCUACCGACCCAAGUACUGUGGAGUCUGUACUGACAAUAGGUGUUGCAUCCCCUACAAGUCCAAGACCAUCAUUGUUGAUUUCCAGUGUCCAGAGGGGCCGGGUUUCUCCCGGCAGGUCCUAUGGAUUAAUGCUUGCUUCUGCAACCUGAGCUGUAGGAAUCCUAACGAUAUCUUUGCAGACUUGGAAUCUUACCCUGACUUUGCAGAGAUUGCCAAUUAGGUAGGUGUGUGGCUCAGGGUAUAGCUCCGUAUUGCAAAGCAGCCAGCCCUCUGUGGCCCAGGACUUUUCACAAUUGAGCCUUAUUUCAUCUACUUCCUACUCAAUUCUGAAUUCCCUGAUCCUGACCCUCAGUUUCUGUUCCUGUUUUGACCAUUCCAAUGGCCCAGGAGAGUGCUGCUCAGGCUCAGACAAUGGGUUCCUCCUUGGGGACAUUCCACAUCACUCCAAAGAAAACACAUCUUUGACUGUUCACAAUGAAAGCCAAGCCUGAUCCAGCCAGUCUGGCUCCAGCCUGUGCAAGUUGUCAGAAAUCCUGAUGGGACUGUCCAAGGAAAAGCAUCAGCUGAAGAACCAGUAUCACAGACUCCUUCAGACGCCAAGCCUGAGGAUGUUGGGAUCCUGUCAGAUGGAUGGAUGGGAUUGGGGACACAGGAUUAAGCUAUUAUUUUGCCCUUGCCAGAUGAUACUACCCUGGGUAUUUCUGCCUACAACACACCAAAAGUGCUCUCAUUCCAAAGAUCUGUAUAUCACAAGUCACCAAACAUUUUCCAGGUGGGGACAAUAGUUGUGUCGCUUAUCAUUUUUAAAAGAAGAAAAGAAAAAGAAAAGAAAGUCAUUUUCAUCAACCCAGCCAAUUUCUCCCCUCACCCCAUACACUAUGAAGGGCUAAAAUUGGGUUCGUGUCGUUCAGAAACAAUUUGAGAAGUUUUAUUUUUGCAGGUAGAUGGCAGCCGCCAGCUUAUCCCAUAGGGAGGGGCAGGGCCAACCAGUCUCACAUGCCACAGCUGGUCAGGUCACUGAAUUUGCUGCUGGCCAAGUUCUUAGGACACUUAGCCAAAUCUGGGCCUCUCUUUCCCUAGGGCUCAUGGGAGCUGGUAAGGACCUUAGAGUGACUUGUCUGUUGUCUAAAAAAGUAAGAUGAGAAGAUGUCCUCAUGGCCCUUAAAAGAUUCUUUUGAAGUCUACACCAGACCUAACAGAAUAUAUGCAUCAAACAAACAAGUGAAUCACCCUUCCCUGGCCUGGGUGGCCUCUAGCAGGAGUAGUAAGGCCACAAUAGUCCCUGGGCCCAGGACCCAUCCGUUCUGUUUUAGUGACCUACUUCAGAGCCUUUGUGUCUGUGAAGAAAAAUAAGUCAGUUUUCUGAUCUGAAGACAGAAGUUGACCAGCCAUUUACAAAUGGAGAUCUAUUUAAUAGUUGCAAAUGCUAAAGAGUUUGUAAGCCAAAGAGAUUUUUCCUAAGUGGUAAUGAAGUUGUUACCUAUUUUAGUGGUAGAAUUUUCUGUCAUCAUUCUUUUAUUGAAUGUAGUCUAAGUGCUACCAAUUGUUCUCAAUAUUUGCCGCACGUUUGCUCAUUGAAACAUGCUAAUAACACAGAGGACUUCCCUUCAUGAUUUCUGUUCUUGACACUGUGAAAUAUAAGUUCAAAGAGGCUAAGAAAUUCAAUCAAAGUCACCUAUCUGGAGAUUCAUAGCCGGACAGAUUGCCUUCAUAUUUCCCCUUUGCUUCUGGACCUUCCAAACAUGUGAGGGCAGGAAAGUAUUCAGAAGUCAGCAGCUUACCUUCUUAAUAAUGUCUCUCUAGCCCCUUUCAUAUGAGAGGAGAGUGUAUCUAGGUACAAAGGAUCCAACCUAAACUGGACAGAAACGGAACAUGUGCAUCAUCCCCUGUGGCUCCUUCUGCCCUGAAAUCAGAACUAGCUUACAACAUGCUUUUAUAAGAUGAUUCAGUCUGUCCCACACCACACAUGGUAGGCAUAUGGGAGAACUAUACACAUACACAAAUGGAUUCAUAAAUAGGAAAGGGGACUUGGGAUUUCCCCUCCUCCCUGAAACUUCCCAACUGCCUGGCCUUAUGCAAGGCACACAGUGGUGCUCAAGAUGUAUUUAAGGAAGAAAACACAUCAUAUAUACAUUUCUACUUUUCCUUAGAAGCCUUUUCUGCCAGGAGCUCAUCUGAAGAGUGAAAAAUUCUCUUUACAAUGAGGCUUGGUAUUUUGAAUAAAUGUAUGUUCAUACGUGUAAAAGCGCUUGCAUGUAAAGAUAAGUUACCGAUAUGGAUUAUUAAGUAUGUAAAUUUUAUGUGGUAUCGUGUUCAAUUUUCUUAGAUUAGAGAAAUCUGCCUUCACAACUAACUCUGUAAGAACAUCCAUCGGAGCCAUGAGCUAGGGUCUUACCAGGUAUCCAUCCUCGUUUGGGAAACUGAGCUGAGCAUCUUCAACCAAAGGAGUUAGGGUGAUCAUUGGGAAUAGGAGAAAGGGGUGGGCAGAGCAUCUCCAUUGUUAUUAAGAAAUGGGCCUGGCAUACAUAAGGACCAGAGGAACCAGCCAUCUUUGAAGCAAGGGAACUUGGAUGUAAUAUAAAGAAGCUCCUUUCUAAUAGUCAGAAACAGCCUGUAGUUGUAUGGCCUGGUUCAAGGAAAUUUGAGGAUAUCAAUUAUCGUUAAAAACAAAAGUCCAUUUAUUGAUAGCUUACUUGGUGCUAAACCCUAUGGUGCAUUUUAUCAGGCUAUCACUUAACAGAGCCAUGUUCAGUACACAACCUUUCUCCAUUCAAUAAAUAGAAACUCUGAAGUUCAAAGGCACUGGGGAGCUGAGGCCCAGACACAUGUUUAGUCCAUUCUAUCGGGGGGAAGAGAUCUUGACAGAACCUAAAUGAUUACUACUGGAGACUCAUAUUUGCAAGUCUUUAGAAAUCCCAACCCCAAAUGCUUAGAAACUAAAGAAGCAAGGAGAAUGGGCUAACCUUCAGGGAAGAGGUUCACUGUUGCACCGAGAGUGAAUUUCUUGGGUGUGCUUACUCAUUGGGCAGGGAGACCUGAGCUUACUAAACCUUACAAUUAGCAUUUGGAGAGCCCUGAGCUAGCACCAACCAAGACCGCUACUCAGUGCUUUACUGACAUAGCUUACUUAAUCCUUUCAGUGAGCCAGGGCACUACCACUGACCAUUUUAGGGCUGAGAAAGCAAAGUCUCCAGGUGUUAAGUGAUUUGCUCAAGUUCUUACCAACCGAGGCACUGCAGAUAAACCCGGAAGCCCAGUAUCAUGUAACACACCCUGACGCCCAGCCCAUUUUUCCUGUUCCUAAGCCAAAGGCUCCAGAGUCACCAGAGUCAAUUUACAGGACAGAGCAGAAAUUCUAAUUUUGAGAGUGAUCAGAGAUUGAUUAAAGAAAGUAACUUCAAAUGAUAUGAUUGUUUGUAAGCACCCUAAUUAAUUCUGAACUACAUAUGCAUAGAGAUUGUGAUGAACAUUACAGCCUGUGACUAUAGCGUUGACUUCUGCCAUUUCUUUUUAAAGACUUGGUUUUGACUCAAAGGACCCACAGUGACAGCCCUGAAUGGUUGAAAAGCAGAAGGCGAUGAUUGCCUGUGUGUCCCUCCAUAUGUUUGUAUGUAUGUGUGCGUGUGUGUGUAUUUGUAUGUACGUAUCUGUUUUCAAACUGUGAUUGACUAUUUAAAUAUUCCUACUGCCAUUUUGUAAGAGAAUACACAUGAAGAUACCCCCUUUGAAUUUCCUAAUAGAGGAGAGCCAGCCCUUGGGCCGCCUGUCACGUUUUGCCACAUUCCUCAUUUUUCUCAUGAUCUGUGUAGCAGGGAAUGUGUUUGUUCAACCAUGAUGAGUUUUCAUUGUUCAAAUUCUUUGUUUACAGCUUUUCUCCUUAAAGCAAUAAAUCAUCAGCAACAGUGA
This is a messenger RNA of Mastomys coucha (southern multimammate mouse), 5011 nucleotides long. It is a transcript of the gene Ccn4, whose product is annotated as cellular communication network factor 4. Lineage: Eukaryota; Metazoa; Chordata; Mammalia; Rodentia; Muridae. Bases 315 to 1325 code for a protein of 336 amino acids. Gene Ontology annotation, molecular function: heparin binding; integrin binding. The record is from RefSeq and is a predicted model, not a curated record. Gene Ontology annotation, biological process: cell adhesion; signal transduction. Gene Ontology annotation, cellular component: extracellular region; extracellular matrix. The transcript is spliced from 5 exons.